UGGGAGUGCCAUGGAGGACACCCUCACCUGCAGCCAUGCCACCUUCUCCCAGGUGUUUGGACGGCAGGGGCAGCUAAUGCAAGCCACUGUCCAGUCUCUAAACAGCCUGAAUGACCAGAUUGCUCAGUUCAUGGUGACCCGACCUUGUAAUCUCGCUGAUGAGGAGGAGGCCUUCAUCCCAGGAGAGAGGGAUACUCUCAGGAAGUCCAUGGCACUGAUGAGACACCUGCUUAUGGACGCUCAGGGGAAAAUCCUUAAAAUGAUGGAGGACAACAAGCAGCUGGCACACAGGAUCGAUGGGGCCAUCCACUCUGCAAGUCAGGAAGUGACCAACCUCCGAUCUGAGCUCUCCGCAACCAGCCGCAAACUAGCAGAGCUGGGAGCCAGCAGCCCCCCUGCUCUGGAGAACCACCACCUCCUCCACAACCACCAGGAUGACAGCCUCCGCUACAGGGAUCCAUCAGUGCACCACAGGCAAAAGACGAUGGUGACGGAUAUGUGCUACCCGACAGAGAUAUCCAGCCUGAUGGACUUUGGCACUGCAGACUGCUCGCUAGGCAAAGCGUUACUGCGAGAGGAGGUGGUACAGCUUCAGGAGGAGGUCCACCUGUUGAAGCAAAUGAAGGACAUGUUGAGCAAGGACGUAGAGGAGACCCAGGGCGGCUGCUCUGCCAAUCUGCUCUCCGCCACUGAGCUCAGCGUCCAGCUGAGGGACAAGGAGCAGGAGCUGGACCGUGCUAAGGAGGCCUUACAAGCCAUGAAAGCGGACCGAAAGCGGCUAAAAGCUGAGAAAUCGGAGCUGGCGAGUCAGAUGCAGCAGCUGUAUACAACACUGGAGAGCAGAGAAGACCAGCUGAGAGAAUUCAUCCGGAACUACGACCAGCACAGAAAGGAGAGUGAAGAUGCAGUCAAAGUCCUGGCAAAGGAGAAAGAUGUGCUGGAAAGGGAGAAGUGGGACCUGAGGAGGCAGACCAAAGAAUCCACAGAGCAGGCCAACAUCCUGCGCUCUCAGAUAGACAUGAAGGAGAACAGGAUUAAGGAGCUGGAGGCCGAACUCACCAUGGCAAAGCAGUCUCUAGCCACUCUGACAAAAGACGUACCCAAACGGCACUCUUUGGUGGUGCAGCCGGAGCCAGUUGUAAAUGGCAGUCAGGAGUGGGUGAUGCAGGCCGACUUGCCGCUCACCGCCGCCAUCCGUCAGAGCCAGCAGACCCUCUACCACGGUCACAAUGCAGACCGGCAGGCUGUGGUAAGGAUCAGCCCCUGUCACACUCGCCAGCCCUCUGUGAUCUCAGAUGCCUCAGCAGCUGAUGGGGACCGCUCGUCCACUCCCAGUGACAUCAACUCACCUCGCCACCGGACCCACUCCCUCUGUAAUUCAAUGGAAGAUCUAGAAGACCAGAAACGUAAGAAGAAGAAGGACAAGAUGACUCUGGGAUCUCUGUCACGGGUGUUCACUCGAGGCAAACAGCGCAAGUCCAUGGACCCCGGCUUGUUUGAUGGUACAACCACCCCUGAUUAUUACAUAGAGGAGGAUGCCGACUGGUGAAGCUGAAUGAGCGUGUGUGUGUGCGAGUGCAUGAAUAUAUCUCCAUGCAUCAAAUUUGUGUGUUUUGGGAUGUGUCUGGAAGAAGGAGAUGGAUGGAUUGUAAUGAAAACCAAGAGACUGCUGUCCCCAUAAAUGUACAGUAUCCUGCUCAACAAAAAUGUAUGUUUGUAAAUUAAAUAUAUAUAUAUAUUUAUAGAUGUACAUGUAUGCAUAUGUAUAUAUGUUUACAUGCACAUAAAUACAUAUACUGGGUUAUUACAAUGUGUAGACAUGUUCAUGCUGUAUUAUCCUUUAAAUGUCUUAUUGUUUAAUUUUUUUUAUAAAUAGACACUUGAAGGACUGCUGUUUAUAUGUACAUAUAGGAUCUAAUGUGAAAAUAGUGUUUAAAUGUUAAUGUUAUCUGGGUUUUGUUACUCUAUAGUUGCUUUCAGCAUGAUUUGCAGGAUUGGUCUCUUUUUUAUUGUGAGUUUUUUAUUCCUUUUCUUGCAACACACCAGGAAGCAUUGCCAAGUUGACCUAAAAAAAAAAAAAAAACACUGAUUGGAGUUUAUUGAUUAUCUGUGCUGCUUAUGGAGUUUAUGUUGAUCUGUUACAGGACUUCCGUCACGAACGUUCGUUGCAUAUCACACUGUAAAAACAUCCUGUAUUUUAUUUUGAAAAUGUUUAGGGAUGUCCCGAUUAAGAUUUGCUUGUGACUCAUCCAGAUCCAAGUAAUUUCAGAUUCAAUAUUCACCAAUUGUGGGUUUCAAUCUAAUACCUUCAUUUCUUACAGCACACGUUAUAAAUUCAUCAUCCUCGGGUUAAGUAAAGCUAUGAAAAUCCAUGCCGUGUAAAUUAUUUAUGUCUCAUUAGCUCAACAGAAAUGAUCAAUUGUCCUCAUUUUAGUAGCCUCAAUAUCCUGGUGCUGAGCUUUAAGAACUGUCUGUUAUGUCAGCUAUAUCUUUGGAGUCAUCUAAUACAUAUCUGAGAAAAGUAUGUUUUUGUGUGAUAAAAUCUUCCCAAAGUUUUUAGAUUUUAAAUAUGUUUUUCAGGAAAAUCUUAAACAUCAAAGCAGAAAAAAUAAACUCUUAGCAGAACAACUCAAACUGCAGUGUGAAAAACCUAUUUUUGAAUAGUUAGAGACUUUAUUCUGUUACAUAGAAAUGGCAGACUAAAAACUAAGCAUUCCUCCACAGAAAGUUUUUAGUUCUUUAAGUUCAUGUUUUUUCUCCCAAAAAUGUGAAAAUAGAUUAUGUUCUAUUUUAAAUUUGAGGGUAUUGUAACAUUAGUCAGCCUGUGCAGCUGACCUUAAACCAUAGAAAAUAUGGUGAUCAGAUGGAAGGAGAGCAGCUACCCACAUAUUGAUCAAUCAAAACGAUCAGGAGACGAUACUUGGAGAUCAGAUCCAGACAUCCCUAAACAUGAAGAGAAGUACUGGCUGACCAACAGCCUUUUUAUGAAGAGCACAGCUGCACUGAUUUAAACACACCAACUAAAAAUGUAGCUUUUUCCAAACCAUGUGCAAGUGCCAAAGACAUAUAACCCAUACUUCAAGCUUCAUCAUUUGGUUGCUGUUAGUAACAGCCAUGUAACACUGUUAACGUCACUCAUUUCCAGCUGAGUGCUAUCUAACGUGUGCCAAUCAGAGACAAUGGAAUGUGCUUUAAAUACAUGCAUGGUCCCUCUGUGUUGCUUUGAUUAAAUAUUCAUUCAUUUCCUGUCAAAUUAAGUAUCAUAAAAGCAUCCUUCUUGUGUUAUUUUUCCCGUUGUUUCUACCAAACCUUGCAUUACGAAUGCCUGCCUUCCCCCUGCCUUAUUGAGAAUAUUCCUAUUUCUGUUUUUUUUUUGUUUUUUUUAUUGCGUUUUGUUCACUCCCUCCUCAUUUCCUGCAAAGAUGGCUCUAAUAAAUCUCUGUUUAAAUGCUUUGUAAAUUAGGGUAAUAAUACAUACACAAAAGAUGAAAUUUAUUGAAGUAUUUUAUUUAACAAAAUGAGAUAAGCAGAGAGGUGAUUCCUGAUAUUUAUGUGCUGCAGAUGUUGCAGUCAGAUGUUGAGGAGGUUUCCAAGUGAAUUAUAACUGAAAUGAAAAAAAAAAACUAUUUUAAAAAUAAAAGCGGAAAGUGAACACUUUGUGGUAGUUUUUCUGUUCCAUGAGUAAUCCUGUUCCUGUGUCUCAGUCUAACGUGUUUGUCUCCUCCUCCUGCCAUUCCCUAAUGGCAACUCUCUCCUAAACCAGUGAGUAACUCCUCAUCUGUGAUUACCAGCUGUCUGUUUCUGCACUUUGGGGAUUAUUCAUAUCGCUCA
Cyprinodon variegatus (sheepshead minnow) is the source of this 3831-nucleotide messenger RNA. It is a transcript of the gene kaznb, whose product is annotated as kazrin-like. Bases 11 to 1549 code for a protein of 512 amino acids. The transcript has 10 exons. The record is from RefSeq and is a predicted model, not a curated record. Lineage: Eukaryota; Metazoa; Chordata; Actinopteri; Cyprinodontiformes; Cyprinodontidae.